This is a messenger RNA of Cephus cinctus (wheat stem sawfly), 10365 nucleotides long. Its product is annotated as serine-rich adhesin for platelets-like. The record is from RefSeq and is a predicted model, not a curated record. The annotation marks the transcript as partial. Lineage: Eukaryota; Metazoa; Arthropoda; Insecta; Hymenoptera; Cephidae. The transcript has 8 exons.
CCAAAAUCACAGAAUCAACAGGAAUCACGGGAUCAACAGGAAUCACGGAAUCAACGGGAACCAUGGAAUCAACUAAAACCACGGAAUCAACCAAAAUUACAGAAUCAACAGGAAUCAAUGACGGGAUCAACAGGAAUCACAGAAUCAAUAGGAAUUACGAAAUCAACACGAACCAUGGAAUCAACUAAAACCAGGGAAUUAACAGAAAUUACAGAAACCAUAGAAUCAACAGAAGCUAUAGAAUCAACUAAAACUAGGGAAUCAACAGAAAUUAUGAAAUCAACAGAAAUCACAGAGUCAACAGGAAUCACAGAAUCAACAGGGACCAAGGAAUUAACAGGAACCAAAGAAUUAACAGGAACCAUGAAAUCAACAGAACCGAUAAUUAUAAUAACCAGAUUGCCUAUAGGUAGUAUAACGGAGUCAACAGGAACCACAAAAUCAACUGAAGGCAUUUCGACUAUUACUACUUCAGUAUUUCCUGAAAAUAUUACUGCAAUAACAGAACGGUCAGAUACCACAGCAACGAUUACUGUACUUUCAUCAAGCAGUACAUCACCAAUGACAGAAAGCACAGAAUUUACAGAAUCAACAUCUACAAUUUCUUUCAAAACAGUGGAAGCAGAAUCUUCUACUGCAGAACUCAAAACCAAAGGAACUCUUACUAUGACAGGUUUAGAGAUAACCAAAGGAAAGUCUUCAACUCUGGAAACAACGAGUUCAAUUUUGUUGUACAGUACAACUACUCCAUUAACAUAUGUCGAAACGAUCACAUUAUUUGAUGAGAUUCCUGAGAUUACUGUAUUCACAGAAGAAAAUAUGUUCACUACGAUCUCUCCAGAAACCACAGAGGGAAAAACUUCAACAAUAGAAACUACAACUAUAAGUACAGUUUCGUUAGAAAGUACAACAGCUCAACCCAAUUCUAUAGAAUCGACCACAUUACCUCCUACUAUUCCUGAGACAAUAACGACAGAGUCCACCUCAGAAGAAAUAUUAAUGCCAUCUUCAGGCACAACAGAAGAGAAAUCUUCAACCAUAGAAAUUAUGACGGAAAGUCAUAUAUUGGAGAGUACAACCAAUGGAUUUAUUUCAGUUGAAAUGACAACGUUACCUGUUAUGACCUCUCAGGCAGCAAUAACAGAGUCUACAACAGUAGAAGUAACAGAAGCAGCUACAGCUCGCCCGGAAAUCAAUAUGAGGGAAUCCAGUUCGGUGGAAAGUGAAACAGCAUCUGAAAUUUUGUCGGAAAUUACUGAAUUUGCUACAGAACCGUUAGAAAUAGCCAGAUUAACGAUGAGUACUCCAGAGAGUACUGGUACAAAAUCCAUGUCAUUCGAGACAACACUAACAACAAUGACGGCACAACAGGGCAUCACUCCAAAAUCAACAUCGGCAGAAUCUACUGGACAAGUUACUACUGCAGAAAUUACGACUCAAGAACUCCCGGAAAGAACAUCUAAACCGCAAGAAAUGACAACUUCUACAGUUUCUGGAAUUUCUACGUCUAUCAGUGAGCAAUCAGAAACAGCAACAACAACAAUCUUUUCCACUCUUGCACAAGUGUCGCCUGAGCAAGUUGCAAGUACAGCCAUUGUAGGAAUUGAAACCACGUCUGUACUGGAAAUUUCUGCUGCUACAAUUAAUCUCAGUAUAGCGAGUACAACAACAUUAGCCAAAUUAGAAGAAAUUACAACCACUGGAAUAACACUUACGAAUGAGCCAACAGAAACCACGAUGGCGCUAAAAAAAAGUAUAGCUACUAGCGAAGCAUCUACACUGUCCACUCUUACAGGUAUCGAAACUACAACGACAGAAGCUAAAACUACGUUCACUGCUCAAGAACCUAGUAUCAGUACUGAAAAGACAUUAGAAACGAAGGAAAGUACUAUAUUCACAGCGAGCACGUUCGAAACAACUGAAGCUGAAAUAACAUCGAUUUCUGUCCCUACACUUUCGUACACUAGUGUCAGUACAGAAGGUUCGACAAGAAAAGUUAUUGUAGAAAUAGCUGAAGAAACAACUGCAAAUGAAAAGAUUUCAUCAGAACCUGAAAUCUUAUGUACGAGUCAAAACACAGCUACCGAAAAAUCUACUGUGAUGGUAGAAGUAGAAAGCACUGCUGCCUCUGGAACGCAACACACCGGCGCUGCUACUUCAAUUGCUGAGAUUACUGAAAAAUCAAUUGUAUCUUCCACAAUGGUAGAAUCUAGUAGUAUAAUGGAGGAACUUUUUCCUACAUUAAAUACCACGGGUGCUAUUAUAACUUUAUCAACUGCAAAAGCUGAGAUCGGAACAGAGGCACUUGCUUCUACAUUAGGUAGGACCAAUACUACUGCCAAUUCACAAAGUACAGAAACUACAAUCACAGUAAAAGACCUUAUACCUACAACAAGCACGACGAGUACUAUUGUAACAACUUCAAUAACUGAAGAAAUUACGACGACAAUGGAAGAACUUGUUCCCAUAGUAAGUUUGACAAGUACUGGUGAAAGUUCAGCAACUACCGAAGUUACAACCAUAAUAGAAGGAAUUGUUCCUACGUUAAGUUUGACAGGUAGUACUACAGCUUCAACGAGUGUUGAUACUACUGUCAUAACAGAAGAACUUGUUCCUAUAUUAAGUACGGCAAAUACAACUACAAUAACGUCAAAAACAACAGAAACUACGACCAUAAAUGAAGAACUUAUUCCUACAUUAGAUACUGCUGGUAGUACUUCAAGUUCAAGAAAUGUUGAACAAACAACUGCAAUGGAAGAAUUGGUUCCUACAUUAAGCAUAGCGAGUACUAAUAAGGUGACAAAAGAAGAAACAUUAAAUACUGUGUCCAAUGUUAUUGGAACUACAGCAAUUAGUACAACAGCAAAAACAGAAGGUUCCAGUGUCUUCGAUACUAAAACACUUUCAAACUUUACAACUUCAUUUAUGGAAGAAACUUCUGUGAUAACUGUGGAAGAAGUUGAACAACCUUUAAGUACUUCUAGCAAGGAAGGCAUAAUUGAAGAGGAAAGUACCGUGAAGGAAACGUCAACUGGAUCCAGCAUUUUUAAAAUAAGUAGCCCUCUUUCUGACGUUACUUCCAUGAUUUUUGAAACAGAAUUACAAUCGGAGAGUACUACAGUAAAGGUUUUGCAUACCUCAUUUACAACAUUAGUUCCUUCAACACCGACAGCAACUGUCAGUAGUGCUACUGAGGAGUAUGGAGAACCUGUUGUUGAAGAGUACGAAGAACCUGCUACUGAAGAAUAUGAAGAAUCUGUUACUGAAGUUGAUGAGGAGUACACAGAACCCGAAACAGAAAAUGAAUAUGAAGAAGAGUAUAACGAAAACGACAAAGAGUCUGGGAUAUCUACUGCUGAUUAUUUCGAGUAUGAUAAAGGGCUAACUAACACAUGGAAACCUGCAACAAUUCCAAUACCCAUGUUUACCAGUCCAACGAUUUCCGAAUCUGAAGUGAAAUCUAAUCCGUCAAUAUCUUCAAAAACUACUUCAAUAAAAGCUACAACUGAAUCUUUAGCUACUGGAACUAGCGAAGAAGUAAGAACCGCCAUGGUCAAGACGAAAAUACCCAUUUUAGAAAGUGAAACAACAACUACACCGACAACAGCAACAUUGGAACCUACGGAGGAGACGUCAACGUCUUUUGUAAAAUCUGAAAAGACUGCUAUGACAGCAUCCUCACAAGAAGAGGAGCUAGAAGUAACAGAAACACUUUCGAAGCUUGGUACAAGAACAACGGAAGAAAAAACUCUUGGCUCGACUAUUGAGAAAUUCAUUAUAACGACAGAAUCACUGCCAAUUGAACUGGAACCUGAUGACAUAACAACCAAAAAGUACAAAUUUAAAUCCACAAUGGCACCAACAACGGAAUUAUUCCCGGAAAUAACACUUCCAAAAUUUUUAACAAGACCAGACGAACACGGUGUAAACCCGCAGAAGCCUUUGACUUCUUCGACAACUAUUAACAAUUUCAGCACAACUGAGAAGUCUCAUGAGCUAACUGAGAGUAUAACAACAAUUGAAAGUAUUUCCACAACAGUAUCGGAAGCAGAAGACACUAUUCCUGAAACUACUUCCACAGUAGUGUCGGAAGCAGAAGGCACUAUUUCUGGAACUACUUCCACAGCAGUGUUGGAAGAAAAAAGCACUAUUUCUGAAAGUACUUCCACAGCAGUGUCAGAAGCAGAAGGCACUAUUUCUGGAACUACUUCCACAUCAGUGUCGGAAGAAAAAAGCACUAUUUCUGAAAGUACUUCCACAGCAGUGUCGGAAGCUGAAGCCACUAUUUCUGAAAGUACUUCCACAGCAGUGUCAGAAGCAGAAGGCACUAUUUCUGGAACUACUUCCACAUCAGUGUCGGAAGAAAGAAGCACUAUUUCUGAAAGUACUUCCACAGCAGUGUCGGAAGAAAAAAGCACUAUUUCUGGAACUACUUCCACAUCAGUGUCGGAAGAAAGAAGCACUAUUUCUGAAAGUACUUCCACAGCAGUGUCGGAAGCAGAAGGCACUAUUUCUGGAACUACUUCCACAUCAGUGUCGGAAGAAAGAAGCACUAUUUUUAAAAGUACUUCCACAGCAGUAUCGGAAGAGAAAAGCACUAUUUCUGGAACUACUUCCACAGCAGUGUCGGAAGCAGAAGCCACUAUUUCUGGAACUACUUCCACAGCAAUGUCGGAAGAAAGAAGCACUAUUUCUGGAACUACUUCCACAGCAGUGUCGGAAGAAAAAAGCACUAUUUCUGGAACUACUUCCACAUCAGUGUCGGAAGAAAGAAGCACUAUUUCUGAAAGUACUUCCACAGCAGUGUCGGAAGAAAGAAGCACUAUUUCUGGAACUACUUCCACAUCAGUGUCGGAAGAAAGAAGCACUAUUUCUGAAAGUACUUCCACAGCAGUGUCGGAAGAAAGAAGCACUAUUUCUGGAACUACUUCCACAUCAGUGUCGGAAGAAAGAAGCACUAUUUCUGAAAGUACUUCCACAGCAGUGUCGGAAGAAAGAAGCACUAUUUCUGGAACUACUUCCACAUCAGUGUCGGAAGAAAGAAGCACUAUUUCUGAAAGUACUUCCACAGCAGUGUCGGAAGAAAGAAGCACUAUUUCUGGAACUACUUCCACAGCAGUGUCGGAAGCAGAAGCCACUAUUUCUGGAACUACUUCAACAGCAGUGUCGGAAGAAAGAAGCACUAUUUCUGGAACUACUUCCACAGCAGUGUCGGAAGAAAAAAGCACUAUUUCUGGAACUACUUCCACAUCAGUGUCGGAAGAAAGAAGCACUAUUUCUGGAACUACUUCCACAGCAGUGUCGGAAGAAAAAAGCACUAUUUUUGGAACUACUUCCACAGCAAUGUCGGAAGCUGAAGGCACUAUUUCUGAAAAUACUUUCACAGCAAUGUCGGAAGCAAAAAGCACUAUUUCUGAAAGUACUUCAACUGUAGAUAUAGGAGUAAAACAGGAAACAAUUACAAUGGUACAAAUGGAAACGUCACCAACUGCAAGUGUGAUGUAUACUACAGUAUCGGAAGUUCAAACUACAGCGAGAGAGAAUCUUGGUACAACAACAAAGAAAGUCUUGACCGAAGAUGAACUUACUUUGGCAACAACCACGGAAGAUCAAAUGAAAAGACAAGAGCUAGAAGAUGAGGAAAGCAGGCAGAACCAGUUGGAUAAAGAAUUUGAUAAAAUGAAGAAAGAGCUGGACGAUAAAGAGAAGGAACUGGAAAAUAAAGAAAAUCAUUUAGAUGAGAAAUCAGAUGAAAUAGAGAAGGAAAAAGAGGAGUUUGACGAAGAGCAGAAAAGACGAAAGGAAGAAGAAACGGAAUUGCAAGAGAAGGAGGAGAAAAAAGAAGAAGAAGAAUUGGAACAGGAGUCGGAAACAAAGACAACAACAAUCAUAUCAACUGUUACAACCACUACUAUAUCAAUAGACACUACAACUAUGAUUCCAUUAAUUGAAUCUACUCAACACACUCCUCAACCGCCCACAGAAGAAAGUUCAAUUGAAUCGUUGGAUCAUACCAAGAAAACGACCUAUCAUACAACUGACGAUGAUUCAUAUGGACAAUACGUGUAUGAUGAAAAUGAAGAUACUUGGAAGGAACAGAAAACAACCGAGCGAGAAUCAAGCGAACCAGAAAAAGAAGAGGACAAAAAAGAGAACAAAGAGAUUGAAGUGGUCACAAAGAGGGUUUGCUUGAAUGUUCUUAAAAAUGGAACCUUACCUGAUUCCUUGAAUAAGAAAAAAUACGCUACAAAGGUGAUCUGCUUGCCUCACCUUGGAAAGCCAAGAAAAAAUCGUUCACCUCCUGGCAGACUGGUAAGAAAUAUCUUGAAUUUUAAUACUGAGAAAUUCAGCAGUGCCGCGGAAGGUAGCAAAGAGAAAAUUGAAAAAAGGAGCGACGAGAUGAUUACGAAAAUUGAUACAUUGGAACUCAAGAAUCAUGAGUGGAUUGAUAACGAAUCAACACCAAAGUUACGUCAUUACAAAGGUUUUACACGGAUAUAUGAAAGGUGGACGAAAGUGCCAUACGUGCCAGUAACUUAUUCGAAGAAACACGAAUCAAAAAUUAUACCAUUCCCCGUGCAAGAUGAAACUUUUAUGCAUAAGCAAUUUUUUUUGAACGAGGAAGAUCAACGGGUCCAGCCUACUCAGGUGAACAGAUUGCAUGAUUACGAGUGGACGGAAAGUAUGAAAAGUAAAUCUGACACUACUGAAGUCGAUGACAAAAUGAAGAGAAGUUACGGCGAGAAAGUUAAAGAGCGCGAGGGUGACAGUGAGAAUAAAGAUGACAGUUUGGAGUACGAAGAGAAUUGUCAGGUCCGCUUGCAAAAUAAGUUAGGACAUGGAGAAACGAUUAAUCCUGUUGGUUCAAAUAAUAUUCCAACUCCGUGUCCUCCUGUCGAAUGCGAAAAUUUGAAGAAGAACGAGGAAGAUAAAGAUGAGGAAUACGAGGAGAAUGAGGAAGAACCUGAGUCCAAUACGAAAGGAAACAAAUGGGAAAAUCAAGAAGUAAAAGAGAACGAGGAAACAGAUGAAUUGAUGACAACUCGUGAGGACGAUGUAACAUCUGAAGAAAAUAGCAAAGAGACGGACGAGGAAGAAGAAAGAAAGGAGGAACUGGAAGAGAACGAGGAUGAGUCAUCUGGUGAGAGCGAAGAUUACGGAGAAUACGAGGAGAAUGACGAGGAUAAUGGGGAUAAAUUCGUUUACGAUAAUAAAGACGAAAGUUGGAUUGCAUAUGACGAAGAUCAAGAAAGGAAUGAGCCACAAGAAGCCCCGGCGAAAAGUGCCGGUGCAAAAUCAACAAAAUUGGAUGGACUCGAAAGAAAGAUAAACAUCACCCGAGCAACAUCUAAAUUGCAAGCUCAAAAGCAAAAGGAACUGAACCAAAAGGAAAAGGAGCUGGUGCGCAUGAAGGAGACACUCGCGACGAAAGAAAAUAAGUUGCGAGCGGAAGAGGUGAAGCUAAAGAAAAAAUCCAAGCGAGAUAAAAUCACUUCUACCACUAAUAUAAAAACGAUUGCUAAUUCGGAUGAUCUUAUUGGGAAUGACAACGACAAAAGAACUGUUGUUAUUGCUAGUAGAAAUCCAAUCAAGAGAGACUUCAAGUACCUAGACUUUCUUGCCGGUGAGACUAACAAUGCUGCUAGGCGAAAACGCGAGGCGCAAGUACAAGAUGUUGUUGCAAGUGGUACAGUAGGAUACGCUGCAGACUCUGUAGCGGAUGAUGAAGAAUACAACAUUUUCCGAUACAGAACUGAAAAGAAAUCCUACACUGUAAAUGUAAUACGCUUGGACUAUGACGAGAAAGAAGAAAAUCAUAAAAUGAAGUGCGUUCCCCCAAGUCUCGAAGAAUUGGUGAUAAAAGAAGAGUACACAGCGAGUACUACUGAAAAAAUUGCAACAAAAAGAGUACCAAACAAGUUUGAUGUCAACACAAGAAAAUACAAUCUCGCGUACGACACUAAUGAAGAAAAUAAUGAAAUCGAAGAACCGGAUGAGAGCAAUGAAGAGCUUGAUGAAGGUCAAGAUCUUAAGAAUGGACAAGAUAAACGCUUCAAGGGGGAUCCUAAGGAGAGAAAUACACCAGGACCCAAAUGGCCAACGGAAAGGACCACCAGAUUUCACAUAGGAGGCACAUGGACCUGGGAUAAGGAGUUCGUGGAUGAUUCUAUUCCUGAUACUGCGAACCAGGAAGAAGAUAGUCAUGGAGAACUUCAAACAACAUGUUUAACCAUAAUUGUACCAAAACAAAAUAGUAUCGAAAGUAGUAUAGGUGGGAGUGAAAGUGAACAGAAUCUUCAGGACGAAGAAUAUCCUGAGAAUCAAAUAGAGAAACCGUUAGUUAAGCGCGGGGUAAAAAUUCCAAGCUUUAAAUUGCUAAAAAAGACCAGAGGUUUUCACGAGAGAAAUGUUUCGAUGAAAGACGCGCACGGGAAUUUGGAAAACAGCCUUUUUUCGAAUUUUCGAAACUUUCUUAGUCCCGAACGAAAGAUUAUCUAUAAUCCAAAACCAAAUCUACGAAGAAUCAAGUCUGUCGAACAUUUUGGCAACGAUCAUAAUUAUUCGGAUGACGUAUUGGACGAGGUUGAUGAAGAUAAUGAAAAUGAUUAUGACGCUGAUCAAUUCAAAGUGGAACAGGAUCAAACAAAUUUUAAUGCAAUUAAUCAAAGUCCUACCAAUGACGUUCCGAGUAAUUCCUCGAAGACUGAUUCUCAAACAACACCCACUCUACGACCGACGAUCAGUACUGUAAUUACGACUGUCACAAAUACUGAAAAUACUAAAGAUAGUUUAAGUGCCGAAGUUAAUACAAUAGCAGGUAUUAUGGAUACCAGUAGAGAAACAACACCAACUACCAAAGUUUUAACAACUACAACGACUGUAACAACUACAGCGAGCAUUGAUGAAAUGGUUAAUUUUGAAGAAAACGAGGACAGUGUGAAUGAUGGUAGCACAACAACUAUCGGUAGAAAACCAAUUGAUGCAACAUCAGCUUCUCUACAUGUCAAAGAAGUACUUGAACAGGAAACGUCAGGUAAUGCGGAGGACGACAACUUGAAGGAACAAUAUUAUUAUGAGGAGAUUACUGAUUCUCCUGAAGGCAAAUUAGAAUCAUCUGAGGUAGCAAAAACAAAUAAUCCUGUAAUAGAACAGGUACAACUUCCAUUGGCAGCUGAAUACGCGGAUUACAAAGAAGAUUCGUAUAUUGUUAACGAAGACGUGGGUUUGAUAACGAUGCCCGUGCAAGAAACUUUGGAAACGAACGACGUCAAGAGAGAAAAGAAUGCAUCGGUAAAUUCUUCCACAAUGAAUGCAAAAAAGACUGUGAAGAAUGAGAAAGUUGGGGAGAAAAGAAAAAAUGACAAGUUUCGAUCGAUUUUUGAUAUCUUCGACGAAAAUGAGAGGACGGGUCAAAGUAAUGUACAGAAAUAUGGAGAAUCGAGAAAAAAAGUUAAGAAUAUUUUUUUAACUGAUAAUCGAGAGAUCCAUCAAUCAGCUGCAGACCCAAAAGCUUCUUCUGGGAUGUUUUCACCUAUUUUCAAAAUGAAGAAUGUAAAAUUUAUACAAAUUGAAAACGUGAAUAUGCUACCAAAAGAAAUUGCAAUAGUAUACAGAUGUGGUCCACCCGAGAUCAUUACGGAAUAUCAAGAUAUUUUAUCACAAACUGAAAGCACUCCUAAAUUGACUUUUGACACCAAUAAAUUUAGUGAAAAAACUGUCGUGACACCUAACAGAGUAACUGAACCUAUCACAGAUAACAGAACUUUCCACACAACUACUGAAAACUCAACUGUCGCUCCGACCGUUACUUCAACAAGUGAAAGUACAACAAUCACAAAAGAUACUGUAACGCACCCCAAAACAACACCAUAUACAGAAUUUGAUAUGAUGGAUCAUACUAAAAGCAAUAAUAAAACUUGUCAAAAGAUUUCUAUCGAGGACAUUCACGAGAUAAUGAAAACAACGACUAUCCCAACAACUACAACAUCUCCCAGAAGCGAAGAUAGGGGUUAUACCAGAAGUAAUAAUGUUGGAGAGCACAAAAAACUAUUUUCUUGUACAAGAAGCAGCAGUAAUCAAAAAAAUCAUAUCACUUCAAGGUCCCCAGCAACAACAAUUUAUGAACCUUUGGCAACAUCAAUAAAGACCAUGAUAAUGACUGACGUACCAUUGCAAACUGAUGAUACCGGUGCUGGAGCAUAUGAUGCAACAGAAAAAUCAAAAUCAAAAUUGAAAGAACUCUGUGAAAAUAAACUUAAACAGCUAACAGUAGUGUUUAAAGCUGUCGAAGAGAAUACAAUCGAAGCCAAUAACGAAGACGAAUAUAACGAUCUUAGAACCGGUGGGCAAGGAUUUGAAAAAUAA